Molecule: messenger RNA, 3080 nt
Organism: Cyprinodon variegatus (sheepshead minnow)
Lineage: Eukaryota; Metazoa; Chordata; Actinopteri; Cyprinodontiformes; Cyprinodontidae
Product: amyloid beta A4 protein-like
Exons: 18
Coding region: 179-2422 (747 amino acids)
Biological process (GO): axonogenesis; central nervous system development
Cellular component (GO): membrane raft; Golgi apparatus; cell surface
Molecular function (GO): serine-type endopeptidase inhibitor activity; transition metal ion binding; heparin binding
Source: RefSeq, a predicted model, not a curated record
AAUCCAAACUCAUCCUCCAGCUGCACUCAGCCGCCUCCGGGAUAGAAAACAACAGGGAAGGAUUACCAGGAUCGGAGCGCCUCAGCUGACACGUUUGAGUCUCUUUAAACGAUUCUCUUUUUAUCCAAGUGACACAUUCCUUCCUCAAAGCUGUGGUUGUGGGAAUCGGGAGUUCGGUAUGGGGGAGCACACGGCGUUUCUGCUCUUACUGAUGGCGACCUUGACGCUUUCAUCUGAGGUGCCCAUGGAUGACUCUGUGGGCUCGCUAACAGAGCCUCAGGUGGCCAUGUUCUGCGGGAAGCUUAACAUGCACAUCAACAUACAGACUGGGAAAUGGGAGCCUGACGCAUCUGGCACCAAGAGCUGCAUUGGCACCAAGGAGGGCAUCCUGCAGUAUUGCCAGGAGGUGUACCCAGAUCUACAAAUCACAAAUGUAGUAGAGGCCAACCAACCGAUCAGCAUUUCCAACUGGUGCAAGAACGGCCGCAAGCAUUGCCGGAGUCACACACACAUCGUGGUGCCCUACCGCUGCCUGGUGGGAGAGUUUGUCAGCGACGCCCUGCUGGUUCCUGACAAGUGCAAGUUUCUGCACCAGGAGCAGAUGAACAAGUGUGAGGGCCACCUGCACUGGCACACUGUAGCCAAAGAGUCCUGUGGCGACCGCUCUAUGAAUCUAAUUGACUACGGGAUGCUGCUGCCGUGUGGGAUCGACCGUUUUCUUGGUGUGGAGUUUGUGUGCUGCCCAGCAGAAGAAGAGCGCAGGUCUGACAGCUCGGAACAGAACGAGGAGGAGUCUGACGUGUGGUGGGGCGCAGCUGAGAAUGAAUAUUCCGACAACAGCAUGACGCGCCCAGCAGAUACUGAAACAGCCAACGAAAAGGACGACGAGGAUGAGGAGGAAGAAGCCUUCGAAAGGGACGAGGAUGGAGACGGAGAUGAAGACGACGAUGAAGAGGACGACAUUAUAGAUGAGAGCGACAGCGAUGAGCGUGGCGCCAACGUCGCCAUGACAACCACCACCACGACCACCACUGAAUCUGUGGAGGAGGUUGUGCGAGCGGUGUGCUGGGCCCGUGCCGAGUCCGGCCCCUGUCACGCCAUGCUGGAGCGUUGGUACUUCGUGCCCAGGAAGGGCCGCUGCGUUCCCUUCCUAUUCGGGGGCUGUGGGGGCAACAGGAAUAACUUUGAGUCGGAGGAGUACUGCCUGGCUGUGUGUGGCAGCUCGUUGCCCACCAUUGCUCCCAGUCCCCCAGACGCUGUUGACCAGUACCUCGAAUCUCCUGGUGAUGACAAUGAACACACGGAUUUCCGAAAAGCCAAAGAAAGUCUUGAGGCCAAACACCGUGACAAAAUGUCUCAGGUGAUGAGGGAGUGGGAGGAGGCUGAGAGACAAGCCAAGAACCUGCCUCGUGCUGACAAGAAAGCUGUGAUUCAGCACUUCCAAGAGAAGGUGGAAGCUCUGGAGCAGGAGGCUGCUGAAGAGCGACAGCAGCUGGUGGAAACACACAUGGCCCGCGUGGAGGCUCUGCUGAACAGUCGCAGGCGGCUGGCUCUAGAAAACUACCUCAGUGCUCUUCAGGCUAAUCCUCCACGGCCCCGGCAGGUGUUGAGCCUGCUGAAGAAGUACGUCCGUGCUGAACAGAAGGACAGGCAGCACACACUGAAGCACUACGAACACGUCCGCACAGUCGAUCCAAAGAAGGCUGCACAGAUCCGACCACAGGUUCUGACCCACCUUCGUGUGAUUGAUGAGAGGAUGAAUCAGUCAUUAGGUCUGCUCUACAAGGUGCCCAGCGUUGCCAAUGAGAUCCAGAAACAAGUUGCGGUCAUAGUGCAGAGAGUCCAGUCUGAGCUGUCUCAGCAAGUCUCCUCCCUGCAGAGCGAUGUGCGGGUUGAUGGCAGGGUGAGCUAUGGUAACGACGCACUGAUGCCAGACCAGGCGUACAGCUCUGCUCCGAUGGAACCCGGCUUUGACAGACAGGGCUUCAUUCACCCAGAGAGCUUCAACCAGCCUAACACUGAGAACCACGUUGAGCCCGUUGAUGCUCGUCCUAAUCCAGACAGGGGACUUCCAACACGGCCUGUUUCUGCCUUAAAGCCAGAAGAGAUGCCAGAGGUGCGGAUGGACACGGAGAAGCAGAAUGCUGGAUAUGAGGUUUACCAUCAGAAACUGGUGUUUUUUGCUGAGGAUGUGGGGUCCAACAAGGGGGCCAUUAUUGGGCUGAUGGUCGGAGGAGUCGUCAUAGCAACCGUCAUUGUCAUUACUUUGGUGAUGCUGAGAAAGAAACAAUACACCUCCAUCCAUCACGGUGUAAUCGAGGUGGACGCUGCAGUGACCCCCGAGGAACGCCAUCUGGCCAAGAUGCAGCAGAACGGCUAUGAGAAUCCCACUUACAAGUUCUUCGAGCAAAUGCAGAACUAAGGAAUUGUGGGGUGGCGUUUCCUUCAGGUGUUCUCCUCAGCACAACUCUGUCACCAUCCUGCUCUUUUCCUUUUUGAUCCCUCGCCCUUUACCCCUGCAGGGAGCUGAACCAAGGGCCUUUCAACAAAGAUGGUUUUGAACGCUUAACACAUCAGAUCAAUCUGUGCAUGUCUCUGCCAGGGGGUUUAGGCCAAAGGGAAAUGGCAUGGAAUCAAGUCUUUUUUUUUUUUUUUGCUAUUAGAUUCCCCCUCAAACAGACAACGGUACCCUGGUUUACCUGCACGUUCAGCCAAUCACAACUUCACAAGGUGUUUGUACAGGAAACCCCUUUGUUUAAAUGACAUCAUCAUCUGCUCUCAGAUUUCAUGGUGAGGCUCUUAGAGCUCAUUGACGCACGACUGAAGUGUUUCAGGUAGAUUUUACAUAAAAGGAGAAAAAAAAAAGAAAAAUAUACCCACAAUCAAAAUAUUUAGAAGCUAAUGAUAUUUAAUGUUUUUUUUAUUGUGUAAUAUAAUAAGCCAGAGAUUAGCUGUAAGUGUAGUGCAUGGCGUUAUUGAUCGGGAGGUCCUGGGAGCGGACCUCUCUCUAGAUAUUCUUGCAGGAUUGUAUAUUUCCAGUGUCUUCUUUGUGAAAUCGUGAUAUGAAGGAAAAAAAAAAA